ACGACGUUAGAAUGAAGUACACGCCAGAGAUCUCCUACAACGCUGAUGAGAAAGUUUGGAUUGGGAAAAAUCCACCUGCAUAUUUCUCUCCCGAUUUAUCAGUUGGUCAGGUUAUUUUUCAUGAAAUGAAACGCCAUCCGAAGCUCAUAGCACAGAUAUCUGUGACGGAGAAUACAGUGCUGACAAGGGAAGAACUCCUCCUAAACUCGAUGCGUGUUGCCAUUUACCUAAGGAAUUUAGGUCUUGAACAAUCAGAUGUUAUUGGAAUUAUAGCUCGGAAUACUACUCAUUUAUUCGCGGUUGCUUAUGCCUGUUUUUUUAACGGCAUUGCUUUCCAUUCAGCCAACGUAAACUAUGAGCAAGAUAAGAUUAGAAAACUAUAUGGUAUCACCAAACCAAAGAUCAUCUUUUGCGAUGGAGAUGAAUACGAGAAGGUGGAAGACGCCACAAAACAUUUGAAUCUGAAGAUUGUGACAAUGAGGAAUCAUAAAGACGGUUCUAUUAGCAUUGAUGAUGUGCUUGCCACUCCAGUCGAUCCAUUCUUUCAACCAGCACGCCUCGAAGAGGGAAUGAAUCAAACUUUGGCUAUUCUUUGCUCCUCAGGCACAACGGGAACACCAAAGGCGGUAACAAUUCCCAAUGAGGAGGCAAUUAAAAAUGUUCUUGAUUACGUAAACACUUCUGAUGUUUUGUUUACGACAAGUGGUUUGGAUUGGGUAUCUGGAUUCGUAAUAACUUUAACAUCCGGAGUUCAAAGUGCUCUUCGCAUAAUAACUGACCAGCCAUUCAAUGCUUCUCAUGUAUUGCGACUGAUUAAGAAAUAUAAAGUGACGUUGAUAAUGGCGCCUCCUCCACAAAUGGCGCAGAUGGUAAACUGUCCCGAGUUUAAAGAGGAUUACCUGGAUAGUGUACUCUAUUAUUUUUACGGAGGUUCCGGCUGUUCCUUAGAGGUUCAAAACAGAUUCCGUGGCACACUUUCUCCUAAAUGUAUGCUAAUUUUUGGAUAUGGUUUCACAGAGUUUCGUGCAGGAAUUAUUUCAAACUAUCAUUUUGAUCAAAAGCCCGGCUCCGUAGGUCGCCCAAUUGAUGACGUUAAGCUAAAGAUCAUUGACGAACAGAAUGAACCUCAAGGUCCCAAUAUAGUGGGUGAGCUUUGCGUAUACAGCGACAGAUAUUGGGCUGGUUAUUACGGAAAUCCAGAGGAAAGUCGAAAAUUUCGAGAUAGUAACUUAUGGUAUCAUACGGGAGAUUUGGGUUACAUCGAUGACGAUGGCUUCUUGUUUAUAGUUGAUCGUAAAAAGGACAUGUUAAAAUAUCAGAAUAUCAUGUAUUAUCCUAACGAAAUCGAAAAGGUUAUUUCUGAAAUGCCAGAGGUCUCUGAAGUUUGUGUCUUUGGUGUAUUAAAUAACUUAAAUGAUGACGAAGCUUCUGCAGCAGUUGUUAAAAAACUCGGAGCCCAAUUAGAACCCCAGGACGUAGUUAACUAUGUUGCAAAGCGCAUUCACGCUGAUUACUUACAACUUCAUGGAGGCGUUUUCAUAGUUGAUAAUCUAAAACGUCUUAGCAAUGGUAAGACGGAUCGUCGGGCAACAAAGGCAUAUUGCUUGGGGCCAGAGAUAAAAAAUUAAUCAUAAUAUUCGUAGCUAUAAUUAUUCAUUAUGUU
Messenger RNA from Drosophila sulfurigaster albostrigata, 1663 nucleotides. RefSeq lists its product as uncharacterized. NCBI's taxonomy places the organism in Eukaryota, Metazoa, Arthropoda, Insecta, Diptera, Drosophilidae. The transcript has 3 exons. The record is from RefSeq and is a predicted model, not a curated record. Bases 12 to 1628 code for a protein of 538 amino acids. Gene Ontology annotation, biological process: long-chain fatty acid metabolic process; fatty-acyl-CoA biosynthetic process. Gene Ontology annotation, molecular function: long-chain fatty acid-CoA ligase activity.